This is a messenger RNA of Purpureocillium takamizusanense, 339 nucleotides long. RefSeq lists its product as uncharacterized. The record is from RefSeq and is a predicted model, not a curated record. NCBI's taxonomy places the organism in Eukaryota, Fungi, Ascomycota, Sordariomycetes, Hypocreales, Ophiocordycipitaceae. Bases 1 to 339 code for a protein of 112 amino acids. The transcript has a single exon.
AUGCCUCGGUUGUUUUGCACGGGCUGCGAAGCUCUUGGCCGGGAGCUCUCCAUUGCGGACCCUCGCCAACUUGCUCUUGGCCCUGGGGACCCCAACUCAGACCAGAUUGGUGCGUGGUUGCAAGUGGGCUCUGACGAUGACUUACAGUAUGUGCCGCGUAACGUACGGCGCAUUCUGCGACGAAUUGCAUUGGACCGUCAGCUCCAACGGCCUGAUGACUCGGUUUCCACCCUGCCUGGUUCCGUCGUGGGUGUCCCAGGCCUUUGGGCAUGCCAAGCUAACCACUCGGACCUGGUCUUCCAACCCGAGUUGGCGUCUCUGGAUGAGCGCAAGGUCUGA